CGAUAUUUUAAAAUAGACAAAGUGUGUGAUUUUCCCAGUAUGGUUUUAGAACGCCAACAAAGCACACGGCACGCAAAGAAACGGAAUAAUAAAACAUUUCAAAACGAUUAAAGGAUUACAAUAAAAUACAAUACUAUCAAAAAAGGAUAUAGUAUUUAUUCUUUGUAGUAUAUAAAUACUAGAAAUGCCUUUGAAGAAUAAGAGCGAAUAUAUACCCAUCAAAUGUGAGGGUUGGAACGGCAAAUUCCUUUAUGAUAACGGUGCGGCGAAUAAUGUUUCGAAAGUGCGCCGACACAAUCAAAAUGUGACCGAUACCUCCAACUUUUAUGGCUACAGCAGUGAACCGAUCAUUCUGCCCGUGAGCUGGGACGGCACAUUUGCGAAGAGCGGGGAGACCCGUAUACAACCAGAACGCAAUCGUUCCAAUGAUUCGGAAUACUUUCAAUACAAUAUGGAACCUAGGUUGCCGACAGAAUGGAAUGGCGAAUUUCAAUUGGAUCCCAAUGAUAUACGCAUCAAACCCGAACGCAAUCACUCGGAUCCGCGUGACUAUGCGGAGGCCAGUCGUUUCAAGCGUGUCAGUUAAACAAAUGCCGCCAAGUAUCGCAGCAUAUGGCGGUUCUAGGAGUGAAACUGUUGCAACUGUUUUAAGUUUUGUUUUUUACUAACAACGUGAUUUUUUGAAUUACUAAACAUAUUUAUACACAGCUUCGCGCACGCGUUUUCUUCUGAGUAAUUUUUUAUUAGUUAUUACCCGAACAAUUCACUGAUUCUCACUUAUAACGGUGCUAAAUUGAAGUGUAAAAUUUUGAAAUUGUGAUUAUAUUUAUUAUAAAAAAAAAUAAAUAAAUAAACCUAAUUUGUCUACUUAAAGCAAAGAACUUUAUAUUGUUUUGUGAUUUGUAAAAAAUUUUGCUGUUCAGAAAUAUUGGUGCAAUAUCUCAAUACAAAAAAGUUAACAAGUGAGGUGUCUUUAAAAGCUCUACAAGGAAAUAUAUUAGUACUGAAGUAAUUGA
Bactrocera oleae (olive fruit fly) is the source of this 1016-nucleotide messenger RNA. RefSeq lists its product as uncharacterized. The record is from RefSeq and is a predicted model, not a curated record. Lineage: Eukaryota; Metazoa; Arthropoda; Insecta; Diptera; Tephritidae.